GGCCGCCCCCCCCUGCCCGGCUGCCCCCCCCGGGCCCCGCAGAGCCGCUCCGGAGGAGAGAGAGAGAAAAAACGCCCGGACUGCUCCAGCCUCCGAAAUGACUCAGUAACUUUUACGCCUCGAGUCUCAGCCCUGCAAUUAGGCACUUUCCCAGCACGGCUCGGGAUGUAUUCGUCUCCUCUCUGCCUGACCCAGGAUGAGUUCCACCCCUUCAUCGAGGCGCUGCUCCCCCACGUCAGGGCCUUUGCCUACACGUGGUUCAACCUGCAGGCCCGCAAGCGCAAGUACUUCAAGAAGCACGAGAAGAGGAUGACGAAGGAUGAGGAGAGGGCGGUGAAGGACGAGCUGCUGAGCGAGAAGCCGGAGGUGAAGCAGAAAUGGGCCUCGCGCCUCCUGGCCAAGCUGCGCAAGGACAUCCGGCCCGAGUGCCGCGAGGACUUCGUGCUCUCCAUCACGGGCAAGAAGCCCUCGUGCUGCCUCUCCAACCCCGACCAGAAGGGCAAGAUGCGUCGCAUCGACUGCCUGCGCCAGGCCGACAAGGUGUGGCGGCUGGACCUGGUCAUGGUCAUCCUCUUCAAAGGGAUCCCGCUGGAGAGCACCGAUGGCGAGCGCCUGGUCAAGUCUGGCCAGUGCACCAACCCCAUCCUCUGCGUCCAGCCCCACCACAUCAGCGUCUCUGUCAAGGAGCUCGACCUCUACCUGGCGUAUUUCGUCCGUGAGAGAGAUGCAGAGCAGAGCAGCAGCCCCCGGACAGGCAUCGGCUCGGACCAGGAGGACAGCAAACCCAUCAGCUGGCGCUCUCUCUUCUCUUGCACAGAUUCCACAGACUUCCAGGAAAGCUUCGUCACCUCAGGGGUGUUCAGUGUCACCGAGCUCAUCCAGGUGUCCGAAGUGACGCCGGUGGUGACGGGCACGGGGCCAAACUUCUCCCUGGGGGAGCUGCAGGGCCACCUGGCCUACGACCUGAAACCCUCCAGCACCGGCAUGAGGAGGACUGCCAGCACCUCCUCCACCGAUUCACUGCCGAUCCCCGGCAGGAUGCAGAGGGUGGAUCCCUCCGUGUCUGGCGCACAAGGCCCUGAGUCAGCAGGUAUCGAGCGCAGGGUCUCAGGCGGCUUCCCCAGGGCAGCCAGAGCCGGGCCAUUGCCCGGGCAGCGGGGGCCGGAGGCCACGAGUGAUGGGCGCCCUGCGGCCCGGCCGGGGCUCGCCCGUGGGCGAGCACUAGAUGGCAGCAGAAGAGCGCGCUCGGGCACCGGCACCGGCACGGCAACGGGAACGGGCACAGGAGCGGGAACGGGCACGGGAGCGGGCACCGGGACCGACACGGGCAGCGGCAUCGACACGGGCACGGGCAGGGGAAGGGGCACCGACACCGACACCGACAGGAACAGCCCCAACCCUGCCCUGGCAGCCCCAGGGAAGGGCCCUUCUCCCCCAGAGCUGGGGUUGGUACCCCGUUCUCGUCCCCCGUCAGCUCCGCUGGGAGCCCCGGGCACUCCUGGGGUCCAGCCAUGCCCCGCUGGCACGGCAGCGUUUCGGAGUUGCCUGCUUGGCACAGGUACAGUGCCGAGCGCCGCCUCCGCACCGUCUGCCAAACACCCACCGGCCCAGGCGCAGCCGGAGAUGCUGGCGGCUCCCUCGGGAGUGGGAGAGGAGCUGGUUGGAUCCACGCUGCCUGUCCCUGGGCACGGCAGGGUGCCGGGUGCCACGGGCCGCGCCGUGGGCAAUAAACCCGUCACCGGUGCAAGACCAAAGCGUUACGUGCAGGGCCAGACUCGGUGUCGGCACCGCCGCGGCAGGGUCAGGCUGUGCUCCUUGGCGCAGGUGCUGAGCACGCCGGGGCUGGGCCGGGCUCUGCCGCUGGCGUGCGCGGGCUAG
This is a messenger RNA of Chiroxiphia lanceolata (lance-tailed manakin), 1878 nucleotides long. Its product is annotated as nuclear factor 1 X-type-like. Gene Ontology annotation, molecular function: RNA polymerase II cis-regulatory region sequence-specific DNA binding; DNA-binding transcription factor activity, RNA polymerase II-specific. The record is from RefSeq and is a predicted model, not a curated record. NCBI's taxonomy places the organism in Eukaryota, Metazoa, Chordata, Aves, Passeriformes, Pipridae. Gene Ontology annotation, cellular component: nucleus. Gene Ontology annotation, biological process: regulation of transcription by RNA polymerase II.